Hevea brasiliensis (rubber tree) is the source of this 1414-nucleotide messenger RNA. Its product is annotated as methylsterol monooxygenase 1-1. NCBI's taxonomy places the organism in Eukaryota, Viridiplantae, Streptophyta, Magnoliopsida, Malpighiales, Euphorbiaceae. The transcript has 5 exons. Gene Ontology annotation, biological process: sterol biosynthetic process. The record is from RefSeq and is a predicted model, not a curated record. Gene Ontology annotation, molecular function: iron ion binding; C-4 methylsterol oxidase activity. The coding region runs from base 124 to 1038 and encodes 304 amino acids.
CUUCCCGCAUAUUUUAACCAACACUUCCAAAAGUCCUACUCACCCUCCCUAGCCCCAGCUCACUCCACCCCCAAGGGCCAGACCUUCACUUUUCUCCCUCCAGCACCACCGCCGCCGCCGCCAAUGCUGCCAUAUAGAUCGCUCGACGAGGCGGCGGCCACCCUGGGCCGGAACCUUACCUUCGCUGAGACACUGUGGUUCAAUUAUUCUGCCAAUAAGUCCGAUUACUACCUCUACUGCCAUAACAUUCUCUUCCUCUUUUUAAUCUUCUCUAUUGUGCCUCUGCCUCUCGUUUUCGUCGAGCUUAUGCGAUCUGCUGGGUUCGACAAGUAUAAGAUUCAGCCCAAGGUUAAGCUCUCCUUCCCCGAGAUGUUCAAAUGCUACAAAGAUGUCAUGCGCAUGUUCUUUCUUGUUGUGGGUCCCUUGCAAUUGGUCUCCUAUCCUUCUAUCAAGAUGAUCAGGAUUAGGACAAGUUUGCCAUUGCCGUCUGUAUGGGAAAUUUUUCUACAUUUGUUGGUGUAUUUCGUGGUGGAGGACUAUACCAAUUAUUGGAUCCACAGGCUUCUCCAUUGUAAAUGGGGCUAUGAGAAAAUUCACCGUGUUCAUCAUGAAUAUGCUGCUCCCAUUGGUUUUGCUGCUCCAUAUGCACACUGGGCUGAAAUUUUGAUCCUGGGAAUUCCAUCUUUCCUGGGACCAGCAAUGGUUCCCGGGCACAUGAUCACAUUUUGGUUGUGGAUUGCUUUGCGGCAGAUUGAGGCAAUUGAGACACACAGCGGGUAUGACUUCCCUUGGAGUCCUGCAAAAUAUAUUCCAUUUUAUGGCGGCGCAGAUUACCAUGAUUACCAUCAUUAUGUUGGAGAACAGAGCCAAAGCAACUUUGCUUCGGUUUUCACCUAUUGUGACUUUAUUUAUGGAACUGACAAGGGCUAUCGAUAUCAAAAGAAGCUACUUCAGAAGUUGAAAGAGGGAUUGAAAAGUGGUGGUGAAGAUAAUGGAGGCUCAUACCAUGUUCCCACCCAGGAUCUUAAAUCUGACUAGCCAAGGAACUGCAGAACUUUUCUUCAGAUCAAUGUGCUUAGGGUACACCUCUUGGGAACCUUUUAUUUCAAGUUGACAUCAGUAUGCUAGUCCUGGUUAAUUUAGAACCUUUAGUAUUGCUGAUGGAGAUUAACUGCGAUUUCUGUACCAUGAGGUGGGUUUAGCUAAGUUUCAGAAUUUGGGGUUUUUGUUAAUGAAGUUCAGUGGAUUGGGAUAUCAUGGCGUUUGAAUUUAAGAUUUUAAGUGUUGUUGUUUAGCUUUUUGUUCGAAAUCCAAAUAUGGAAAAUGCUAUAAAUUCAUGUUCCUCAUGUACCUUCAGAAACUGUAGUCAUUCUGUCUAUUCUUAGAGCAAAUGCUACAUAUUUAUUGAACUUUA